Messenger RNA from Hibiscus syriacus, 1430 nucleotides. RefSeq names its product heavy metal-associated isoprenylated plant protein 35-like. The record is from RefSeq and is a predicted model, not a curated record. Gene Ontology annotation, molecular function: metal ion binding. Lineage: Eukaryota; Viridiplantae; Streptophyta; Magnoliopsida; Malvales; Malvaceae.
UCAGCACCAACUCCCAGUCCCUACUUUAAUUUCUUUUUCCUUCCUCUUUAAGCCCUCACUUCUUAAGCAUUUUCCCUCAGAAUUUAUUCCCUCUCUCUGUGUUUUCAACUCAGUUUUCUUACAAAAACAUUUUCUUCUUCUUGCCUUUCCCUUUGCUAUUGUUCCAAUGGCUACAUCAGAAGGAAAACCAGAAACCAAACAAGAAGCUAAACCAGAGGUUGAAGAAAACCAAGAACCUCCUCUCAAGUACAAGGCUUGGGUGUUGAAAGUCUCCAUUCAUUGUGAAGGUUGCAAGAGGAAAGUCGAAAAGAAACUGAGAAAAAUCGAUGGCGUUUACGAGGCUUAUGCUGAUUUGAAACAACAAAAAGCAACUGUAAAAGCCAACGUACACGUAAAUCCGGAGACUUUGAUCAAGAAGCUAGUUAAGAAAGGGAGACAUGCAGAGAUAUGGCCUGAAAAAUCUGAACAAAAAGAGAAAAGGCAAGGGAAAUCGAAGAACAAAGGCAAACAAGUUGCCCAUGAUGAAGCUAAUGAUAACAGUAACCAUGGCGGCGAGAAAGAGAAAGAAACGGUGAAAAACGAAGCCUCCGUUCAUCAAGACGACGGUGCUAAAAGCUCCGAGAAUGGUGCCGGGUCAAGCAAGGUGGCUGAGGGGAAGCAAAAUGUGACCCAUGAUCAAGCCAAGGAACCGAAACCUGAGGUGAAGCAAAAUGUGACCCCGGCGGCUGGUAACCAGUCCCCGGGGGAUGAGAAGAAAGUUGGAGGCGGUGAUGGUGGUGGUGCCGGCGGUGAAAGUGAGGGUAAUGCUGCUGAGAGUGGCAGUGGCAAUAUGAGUAAAAAGAACAAAAAGAUGGGGCAAAAGGCAAAUACGAAUGCUAAUGCUGAUGAAAAGGAACAUCACGGCAAAGCUGCACCACCAACCAUUGGAUCACAUUUCAAAGGUCAAGGACCCCAUGGUCCGAUUCCCAUAUCAUCUCCAGCCAAUCACGGCCCGCCACAUCAGCACCCGAUGUACGAGUACCCGACGUACUACAAUGCACCGCCGAUGUACCUCACUAGCUACAACACGGCGUAUCCAAGUAGUAGCUAUAGUACAUCGUAUUACACCUCACCUCCGCUGUAUUCGUAUGCGUAUAUGCACCCGGGCCACAUGAGCGAACGUCCACCGCCUGAUCCAGACAUGUACUCAUCGUAUCCAUCGUACUCAUCCCGACAGUCCGAUUCGUUCGAGAUGUUCAGCGACGAAAACCCGAACGCAUGUUCGAUAAUGUGACAUGUAUAAAGAAUACCGAGCUUAUACAAGUAUAAGUGUGUUUUGUGGGGGUAUAAUUUUGCAAUGUAUGUAGAUAUGGAAGGAAACCUUGUACUCGAAGUUAGGUUAAAGCAAUAAGAGUGGUGGAAAAGAUGGUGUAGGGCCUUUGCCCCACUCC